Neospora caninum is the source of this 858-nucleotide messenger RNA. RefSeq names its product putative methyltransferase domain-containing protein. The record is from RefSeq and is a predicted model, not a curated record. NCBI's taxonomy places the organism in Eukaryota, Apicomplexa, Conoidasida, Eucoccidiorida, Sarcocystidae. The transcript is spliced from 8 exons. Gene Ontology annotation, molecular function: S-adenosylmethionine-dependent methyltransferase activity. The coding region runs from base 1 to 858 and encodes 285 amino acids.
AUGGCUUAUCUCUUUGGACUGGCAACAGUCGCGAGCGUCGGAAUCGCCACCGUCAUCUUCGAUUUCACUCGCACGCCCUUCCGCAAUGUUCCGCGUCCUUCUGAGAAAAGGCGCCUCAAGAUCUUCGAUCUCUCCGCUGAUACUUAUGACUCCAGAGAAAACUUCUUCGAGUGGAUAACCAGAAUUAAGUACCAGCGGAAAAAAGUCUUCUCUAAGGCCAGAGGGCGCGUGCUCGAGAUUGGCGCCGGAACAGGCCGCAACCUGGAAGUUCUCAACGCAGCUCCGGGCGUGACGAGUCUGACGUGUAUCGACACCAGUGGGCCGAUGUGCGAGGUGCUGGCAAGCAAAAUUGAUGAAGUGAAGCCGCCGUUCCCCGUUCAAGUUAUCCAAGGCGACGCAGCUGAUCUGCCGUUCGAGGACAAAACGUUCGACUCUGUCAUUUCGUCUUUCGCUGUCUGUGCUGUGGAGCAUCCGGAGCGAACAGUGGAAGAGACAAGACGAGUGCUAAAGGAGGGAGGCAGAUUUAUGCUUUUGGAGCGAGGCCUGCCAGCCAACAGUUUCGUCAGGUGGCUUAUGAAGAAAUAUGAUAUUUAUCCCAAUCCAAAUGUCGCUUGGGAACUCGGCAUUUUCGAGGACCUCGACGUCGGGCAAGUGCUGACUCAGGGGAAGUUUCACCUCGUGGGGUCUUCCCCUUCCAAGAUAUUAACCUUGCAUGCUCUUUCGGCGCGGCGAGGAUGUUCCGUUGGAGACCGGAAACUGUCUUCUGGUUCCCGGCUUGGGCUCCCGGAACUGACUGACAAAAACGCUCGAGUGGUUUUUCGGUACACUCCCGAGAAAGGUGACGGCGCAGCGGAAUGA